GCCAAUCAUGGAAAGGGGGCGGACCUUGCUUUUUUCUUUUUGGUUUGAACAACGGCAGUUGUGCGGCGGAGUAACCGUCGUCGCGUGAGGGCAGAAGGGGCCGGAGCCGGCGUCAGUGAUCAGAAUCAGUGACUGCACCAAUCCAAGAGAAGCAAUGGAAGCAUUCAUGGGACUUGAUCGUCCCCGCUGGGCCUCUAUGAGCCAUGAAGAUCAGCUCAAAGAAGCUGCAAUGGCAUUCAUCCGCCUUUGCGCAGAACAGGGAGAAGGUGAUAGCCCAAGGAAGAUGUGUUUCGCACCUCAGCUGGACCCCUACACAAGAGCCUCGGUGGCCUCUUUGGUCAGACCCACACUUCCUGUGAAGUUUAGGCAUCUUCAUUCGGGACCCACCUUGCAAGCAAAGACUCCCGAGGACCCCAGAGUUGCUAGGAAACCUGUAAUAAAAAGGAAAGUUCUGAGGCGAAGGCCUGAUGGAGAAGUAGAGGUGACGGAUGAGUCCAUCACCAGCACACCAGAGACCAGCAGUCAGAGUGACCCUGAGUAUGGGGAGCUGAGUCAAAGAAUGCACAGUCUGAAGACUCAGCAAGAGGAAGAAGAGUCAGAGGAGGAGAGUGAGCCAAGCAUUUGCCCAGAGUCUGAGACGGCUUAUUCCUGGAGAACCACAGAGAGCCAGAGCUCACAAAGAGAGAGCCAGAGCCGCAGCAGUACAUCCUAUGAGCAGGACUUGAUUGUUGCUGGCCACCCCAAAUCCUUCAUAUUACCAAGAUUUGACCAGCUAAGCCGGAACAGAAUGAAGACCGACCGGGUAGCCCGUUACUUGGAGCAUAAGCAUGACUGGGAAUCUCUGCGGCUACCGGGGGAAGAUCCCAGGAAAGUGGUGCGCUGGAACAUCCGGGAACAGAUGCUCUGCAAGUCAGAAUUGCCUCCUAGGGCUCAGCACAUUUAUAUUCCCAACAACUACCUGGUGCCUACAGAGAAGAAGAGAUCUGCCCUGCGCUGGGGAAUACGCUGCGACCUGGCAAACGGUGUGAUGCCUAGGAAUACCUACUCCUCCUAGAAAUGCAGAGGUCUCUAUAGCGCCACCCACAGGAGUAUGCCUUGCUUAGCACAGCCCAAAUAUCUUAACUACUCCAGCCAAGCACCUAAGCUAUUUUGUUUCCUUUGAAGCCCUUUCAAACCCUUAUUGGUUUUAAAUCUGGCUUUCAGAAUGAGUGUUUCCACAACACAAAGGAUUUUACUUAUUCCUGCUUCUUGAAUAUUUGUCCCAUAUAGGAACAUUUAGAGAUUAAUAUUGCCUCAUCAGAAGCCAGGCAGAAGAUGAACCAAAGUUUACUGAAGUAUAUGUCCAUGAGAAUAAUCUUUAUUUUUAUUGCAAGAUCCUUUAAACCCACUUCCUCUUCCUAACACAAUCAUCAUACUUCUGCAUGAUGUUAUUUUUAAAGAAAGUUUAGCUUCUAUGGAUUAAAUUAAAAGUGUGUGGUAUAAAAGGAUUGCCUCUAGUUUCUCUAUUGACUGGUUAAUUUGUUGAGAAAGUACCGUAAUAUUUUAUCCGCAACAAAAGACAGGUUAGAAGGUUCACCUCAUUUAUCAAUUGUGUGGAACUGCUGUGUUACAUUGAUAACAACUCAUCGCUUUCAAGUGGGUAUGUGGUUCUUUUCAUAUUGAGAAUAUUGUCUUGGUUCGUAUCUCUAUAUUUUAAAACAAUUUUAUUGAAGGUUUUUAACAUGUUAAGCAAUAAAAUCCAAACACAUUUAUAAAAACAUAAAAAAGCAAUAUAUCGAAAAAAGAGUAAUAAUAAAAUACCUAUAUACAGGCAACUCCCAAUUUAGGUGCCAAACCUAGAAGUAGCCCCCAAACAUCACUGAUAGUGGAGAGGUGGAUCACAGUGGGCAUCUACAUGCUCCCCUAUAAACCAGAAUUACUUGUACUAAGGUUCUCAUGCAAAGUGCUUUCCUUCUGUUCUAAAUUUCUUUCCACACUUGGAAACACUACAGAUAUAAUGAAAUAUGGGUUGCAUAUUGAAGAAUACAAGAGGUCAGUUAUGCAAAGUAAGUGGAGCUGUGCUACUAGAUUUGUAGGAACCUGCUUUAGCCAGAAGGCUGCCUUUCCUUCUGGGUGAUAUACUAGUUGUUCUGCCCAUUCCCCCCCCCCCACUCCAGCCCUACCCACCACUAAUCUAAAUCUAUCUUUGUACAAUGGGCUACAUGCCUGCGCACACCUCUGUCCUCUGUUCAGACUACAGAUGGGAAGG
This is a messenger RNA of Zootoca vivipara (common lizard), 2248 nucleotides long. It is a transcript of the gene HYLS1, whose product is annotated as HYLS1 centriolar and ciliogenesis associated. Gene Ontology annotation, biological process: cilium assembly. The record is from RefSeq and is a predicted model, not a curated record. Gene Ontology annotation, cellular component: non-motile cilium; centriole. Lineage: Eukaryota; Metazoa; Chordata; Lepidosauria; Squamata; Lacertidae.